AUGGGUUCAUCUUCUUCUUCAGCAGAACCAGUUCUACCAUUGCACAUCAAGAUAAUGAUUGCUUGCCAAUCCAUCCUAACAGAUGUUUCACGUCGUUCUGAUGACACAAUAAAUAGAAGCUUCUUAAACUUGUUCAAUUACUUGGUGAAGGUACCUCCAAAUGAGAAACCAAUCGAAGGCAUCAAAGCCGUAGAUAUCGUAGUUGAUCCAAACAAAAACUUAUUUUUACGUCUCUUCACCCCAACUGAUAAAGCCUCCUCUGACCAAACUCUUCCUGUCAUUAUCUACUUCCAUGGUGGUGGGUUCUCAUUUUGUUCUCCUGAUUUCUUCCUCUACGAUAACUUCUGUCGUAGGAUGGCUAAGAACAUUCCUGCCAUUGUCGUGUCUGCUAAUUACCGUCUUUCACCUGAAUACCGGUUUCCAACACAGUAUGAAGAUGGAUUACAAUCUUUACGUCUUCUUGACUCGAAAAUUUCUAAUUGGUUUCCGGCUAAUGCUGAUUUAUCAAGGUGUUUUCUUGCGGGUGAUAGUGCUGGUGGUAACUUGGCUCACAAUGUUGCGGUUCGGUACUCGGCUGAGAUAAACGAUUUUCGAGAGCUUAAAGUGAUCAGUCUGAUAGCAAUUCAGCCUUUCUUUGGUGGAGAAGAACGGACUGAGUCAGAACUACGUUUAACAAAUGUUCCCAUCGUUUCAGUAGAAAAGGCAGAUUGGCAUUGGAAAGCCUUUUUACCAGAAGGUUGUGAUCGUGAUCACGAAGCAGUUAACGUUUUUGGACCCAACUCCGUUGACAUUUCAGGAUUGAGCAAGUUUCCAGUUACACUGGUGGUAAUUGGCGGAUUUGAUCCAUUACAGGAUUGGCAAAGACGGUAUUUUGAAGGUCUGAAGAGAAUUGGAAAAGAAGCUUAUUUGGUGGAGUAUCCAAAAGCUAUUCAUAUAUUUUAUGGGUUCCCUGAAUUGAUUGAGUCUUCAUUGUUAAUCAAUGAUGUCAAGAAAUUUAUUGAAAAGAGAACUCAUCUCUUGACAUGAAAGAACUUUCUCUUAGCCAAUUUGAAGAUGCAAUAACCUUAUGCGCAUUGAGAACAAGAGGAAAGUGCUGUGUAAUCAUCAAUGAUGACAUAAACAAUUACUUGGUCUCCUUCUGGAAUUCAACUGUCAUUUUUAGCGGGUAACAACAAUUGGGAAUUCUUUUUCACGAUCUACAUUGUUUUUGCUUUGUUUUUAUUUAUUAGUUUGCUUUUAUAUGUACACUGCUUGUAGAAGUUUCUUAUUAUCCUUACUGUCGAUAUUGUCAGUCCUAUAUUCAUUGUCAAUGUACUUCUCUGGGUUGUGCUGAUACCUAUAGAGCAUGUUCA
Molecule: messenger RNA, 1352 nt
Organism: Papaver somniferum (opium poppy)
Lineage: Eukaryota; Viridiplantae; Streptophyta; Magnoliopsida; Ranunculales; Papaveraceae
Product: probable carboxylesterase 18
Exons: 1
Coding region: 1-1026 (341 amino acids)
Molecular function (GO): hydrolase activity
Source: RefSeq, a predicted model, not a curated record